Molecule: messenger RNA, 1224 nt
Organism: Pieris macdunnoughi
Lineage: Eukaryota; Metazoa; Arthropoda; Insecta; Lepidoptera; Pieridae
Source: the annotation of a GenBank genome assembly
AUGUUCACACGGACAAGGUUAUUCCUAUCAAAAGCGCUUCCUUUAAAGAAUACCCUUAAGGAAUAUCAAAAUGAAGGCAGAUUUCUUUAUAGCGUCUCAGCAGCACGGUACCGUUCAACAUCUCCGAUUAAUACAGUUGUUAUGUUUGUACCACAACAAGAGGCAUGGAUUGUGGAAAGAAUGGGAAAGUUUCAUAGACUCCUGGAACCAGGGUUGAAUCUCUUAUGGCCUAUAGUAGAUAAAAUAAAAUAUGUGCAAAGUCUAAAAGAAAUUGCUAUUGAUGUGCCAAAGCAAAGUGCCAUCACAUCGGAUAAUGUCACAUUAAGCAUUGAUGGUGUCUUAUAUUUGCGUAUUAUGGAUCCUUACCUUGCUUCCUACGGUGUUGAGGAUCCGGAGUUUGCAAUAACACAACUUGCUCAAACUACAAUGAGAUCAGAGUUAGGGAAAAUAUCUCUUGAUAAAGUAUUCAGGGAAAGAGAGUCACUAAAUGUAUCUAUUGUACAUUCUAUAAACAAGGCCAGUGAAGCUUGGGGUAUAGCAUGUCUGAGAUACGAAAUACGUGACAUAAAGUUGCCAACCCGUGUCCAUGAAGCUAUGCAAAUGCAAGUCGAGGCUGAACGUCGCAAGCGAGCUGCGAUUCUUGAAUCUGAAGGAGUGCGUGCAGCUGACAUUAACGUGGCUGAAGGCAAGCGGCAAGCUAGAAUACUUGCAUCAGAGGCGGAAAAGCAAGAACAAAUUAACAAAGCGUCGGGAGAAGCGCAAGCGAUGUUGGCUGUGGCUGAAGCACGGGCUCGCGGACUCAAACUUGUGGCCGCCGCACUCUCAUAUCCGGACAGCAAGCAAGCAGCGUCUCUGUCAAUUGCUGAGCAGUACGUGGACGCGUUCCGUAAACUCGCUCGCACCAAUAACACCCUGAUCCUACCCGCGAAUGCUGGUGAUGUCUCCAACUUAGUGGCCCAGGCAAUGUCAAUAUAUUCAACAGUCUCCGCUCACAAUAGUCAAAGUCAACCUCAUGGUGAGCCAAUAAUCCCGGAAAUAAUGUCGGAAGACCCACUUUUCAAAUUAAAUGCACCCGCUCUGAAUGAAAAGGGAACCACGUUGGCCGGACAACCCAUCCCAGAAGAGAAUGACUUAGCGGAGUACUUUUCCGAUGACGAAGAAAGAGAACAGGCGUUGAAGGCUCAAGAAAAGAAGAAAUGGCAUAAAUUAGAAAAGGAAACAUAG